AUGGAGAAAAUCAUUUUUGUUUCGCUGCUAGCAACUGCUCUAGCUGCCCCAGAAUAUUACGUUCCCCUGGCUAAGUCUACGCUAACAACAAGUAGCCAAACAGUGGACCAUGGAAGCAGCCAUAUUAUCCACGCGCCUCUGAUGGUUCCCCUGGCGAAGACAACAUCAACGCAAAGCAACCACGUGGUGAACCACGGAGGUACAGCUGUGUAUCACGCCCCCCUGCACCAAAUAACCACUGUGGAACACCACCCCAUUGUAUUCCCGGCAACUUCCAUCUACUCCUAUAAGACCCCGGAUUCCGCCAUUACACAUCACACCUCGGAAGUACACGAGACUGUACCGUACUAUGCUUAUCAUUAA
This is a messenger RNA of Leptosia nina, 363 nucleotides long. The record is from the annotation of a GenBank genome assembly. NCBI's taxonomy places the organism in Eukaryota, Metazoa, Arthropoda, Insecta, Lepidoptera, Pieridae.